Messenger RNA from Arachis duranensis, 1970 nucleotides. RefSeq names its product probable arabinosyltransferase ARAD1. The transcript is spliced from 4 exons. NCBI's taxonomy places the organism in Eukaryota, Viridiplantae, Streptophyta, Magnoliopsida, Fabales, Fabaceae. The coding region runs from base 199 to 1494 and encodes 431 amino acids. The record is from RefSeq and is a predicted model, not a curated record. Gene Ontology annotation, molecular function: glycosyltransferase activity.
UUGGAGUGCAUUUCCCAACGGGUUCAGACACACGCUCUCUAUUCUCUUCUCCAACAAAAAAUGGCUUCCAUAACUGAUUUCGAAUCCCAAGAAACCCAAUAAACUAACUCCCCGAAAACAAACAGCACCGCCACCACCAGAAGAAGAGAGCACCCAAAAAUCGAAUCAUUACAGAAACACUCUUAAGGAACCGAAGCCAUGUUGGGAAAAGUGGUUCUCUCCUUCGUCUUUGUGCUCCUUCUCCUAAUCUCAUCCGCAAUUUUCAUUGGCCACCCCGAUAUCCGAUCCCAUUUCGUCCUAAAAUCGCUUAAUCAACCGGUUCAAUGUGGACCCGAACCGCCUAUUCGGGUUUACAUGUACGAUCUCCCACGCCGCUUUAACGUUGGCAUGCUUAACAGCCAGAGCACGGAGGAGACUCCGGUAACCGCCAAGGACUUUCCGCCGUGGCCCGAUAACUCUGGCCUGAGGAAGCAGCACAGCGUCGAGUACUGGAUGAUGGGCUCGCUCCUCUACGAACGCGACGGCGACAGCGUUGAAGACAGCAGAGAUGCCGUUAGGGUUUCGGAUCCGGAACUCGCGGACGCGUUCUUCGUCCCGUUCUUCUCGUCGCUGAGUUUCAACACGCAUGGCCACACCAUGACGGAUCCGGAUACCGAGUUUGAUCGGCAAUUGCAGGUUGAUUUGAUGGAUAUUUUGAACAAGUCGGAAUACUGGAAAAGGUCUGGAGGUAGAGACCAUGUAUUUCCCAUGACACACCCCAACGCCUUUAGGUUCCUCCGAGAUCAACUGAAUGAAUCUAUUCAAGUUGUUGUGGAUUUUGGCCGCUAUCCCAAAAAAAUGUCUAAUUUGAACAAAGAUGUGGUGUCACCCUAUGUCCAUGUUGUAGAUUCUUAUACUGACGACGAUCUUCAAGAUCCGUAUGAGGCUCGUUCCACAUUGCUUUUCUUCCGAGGCAGGACUUUGCGGAAGGAUGAAGGCAUUAUCAGGGCAAAACUAGCAAAGGUAUUGGCCGGUAUUAAUGAUGUUCACUAUGAGCAAAGUUUUGCAACGGGAGAAAACAUAAAAGCGUCAGCUCAAGGAAUGCGUUCAUCAAAGUUCUGUUUGGAUCCAGCAGGAGACACACCAUCAUCUUGUCGUCUUUUUGAUGCAAUUGUCAGUCACUGUGUUCCUGUCAUUGUGAGUGAUCAAAUUGAACUCCCCUUUGAGGAUGAGAUUGACUACACCAAGUUCUCGGUUUUCUUCUCUUUCAAAGAGGCAUUGCAGCCUGGUUACAUGGUCAAUCAGCUUCGUCAAUUUCCAAAGGAGAAAUGGACCGAAAUGUGGAGGCAGCUCAAAAACAUCUCCCAUCAUUAUGAAUUCCAAUACCCUCCAAAGAAAGAAGAUGCUGUUAAUAUGUUGUGGAGACAGGUCAAGCACAAGAUUCCUGCAGUCAAACUUUCUGUUCAUAGAAGCCGAAGGUUAAAAGUCCCUGAUUGGUGGCGGAGGAGGAGAUGAUUCUUGGAUCUUUUUUUUUUUUGCUGAUCUUGUAUAUUCACUCUCUUCAGUUAUGGUGACUAUACCCCCCAAAAAGGAAGAAUCUCAGUUGAUACGUCCUCGUUUCUGAGCAUUUCGAAAUAGAUACUUUUGUAGAAGUUUCAAUGUGUUGUUUGGAUCUUCGGUCUCUGAUAUGGAUGACGUGUACAGUUCACUUGGGAGCUUGAUGUUCAUAAACAUUCCUGGUUCCGAUGGAGUUCCUGGGAUCUUCUGCUCACUUCUUAACGUGCAAUGUCUGUUGCUUCUUUUAUUGGUCAUUUUGGUUGAGUAGCGAGCACUAGCAAUAUGCUCUGAAUCGGGUUAAGAAAGAUAUAUGGGAAAGGGAUCAAGGUUUUUUCAUUUGCAUUUCAUCGUGUUACCCAAUUGAGUUUGUACAUCCCGCGUUGAUAUCAUCGUAUCAUUAAACUACUUAAAUGACAAAAUUCUUUUGAGUUCAA